Molecule: messenger RNA, 4598 nt
Organism: Alternaria alternata
Lineage: Eukaryota; Fungi; Ascomycota; Dothideomycetes; Pleosporales; Pleosporaceae
Exons: 5
Coding region: 203-4486 (1427 amino acids)
Biological process (GO): positive regulation of transcription by RNA polymerase II; protein phosphorylation
Cellular component (GO): nucleus
Molecular function (GO): transcription cis-regulatory region binding; protein kinase activity; ATP binding
Source: RefSeq, a predicted model, not a curated record
AACAGCCUCAAUAUAACAAUACUCUUCUCGUCGGACGUGCGUUUAAUCUUCGUAUAACAUCUCUUGGCAGCUGAAGUUGACACGAGCUAUCCUCCUAAAUAUCUUAAAUAUAACGGUAUGGUUUUCUGUGAGAAGCUAUGCGAGCUGCUACGAGCUCACCCACAUCGAUCGACCCCUGCGCUAAACUUCGAUUGAACUUGCAAUGGAAGAGUUCGACUGGAUCAAGUCAUUCGCGGAAUCCAGCUAUGGUUCAGUCAGCGAUCCUGUUCCGCCACCUGUGGAGCCGACAGAAUCAAAGACACUGCCUGCAACAACUCCGCGGGGUUCCUUCGCUUCAUUUGUCUGCCAUGUCACCAGUCUAGAACGCAAGCUGCGCUCGUUCUCACCUAUCGUCCUCGAUGAUUCCUCAGUCGUCGGAAACACAGGCAAGAUCCUAGGUCAAGGAAAGACAUUCAUGGUCAAGCAUGCUCAAUGGAUUCGUGAUGUGAAUGAGCCACCUCUCGAUGUCGCUGUGAAGGAGAUCAUUCCGGACGCCCGAGCGACAAACCAGAGCCUGAACUCUUCUACCAGCUCCAGCGGCCUCACACAGAACGACUGGAAAGAGAUCUUGUUCGAGAUCCGAGCUCUCCUUCACGAGCCGAUUCGUUAUCAUCCAAACAUUAUCCGACUGCUAGGCAUUCAAUGGGGCCUAUCGCCAAUUUCGGAAUCUACUUACCCAGUGCUGAUAAUGGAGUAUGCAUCGCUUGGUACUUUCGCGACUUUACAAGCCUCUUCUGAGCCAUUGUCAUUUGCAGCAAAGCAAAAGCUGUGCUACGAUAUUGGGCGAGGACUAUCCGCACUCCACGCUUGCGGGAUUGUGCAUGGAGACAUGAAGCACGAAAAUGUACUUAUCGUACCUGCUAAGGAGCCACUGGACGGUAUAUCAUACACUGCGAAACUCGCGGACUUCGGUGGUGCCGUAAUGAAUAUGACGCCUAACGAAUUUCGCAAAAUGGAGACCUGGACAUGGCCUUUUCAAGCGCCUGAGGUAACGAGUAAUCAGCGACUCUCCAAAGAUGGGAUGGUACUCACAGAUGUGUACGCUUUUGGUUUAUUGGUUUGGAGAGCAUUUGAGGACGGUCAAGGGUUUGUGUCGCUUCCUGGCGCAGCACAGGAUGCAUCUGAUGAAGACAAGCGCAGCCUGAGCGCACGCAAAGCAUCGCAAAGCUUCACCGCUACUGCUGUUGCUAGCAUUCGUGAACAUGCUAGCAUGAGGGGAAUGUCGGAACGCUGCGUAGAUACCAUCACGUAUACCAUCCUCCACACCGUGCGACUGGAACCAAAGGAUCGAGAUCUUGUAAUGGCUCAAGCAGCGUUACGAGGCUUAGACCUUGGUCAUAUACCAAAAUAUUUGCGUUUCAUCAAGAAGAAGAACGAAGAACGAGCAGCCAGUGAGACCGGGGGACCGCCCGGAGAACACGGCAUCACCAGAGACGGUGCUGCGUUAUUUCUUGGACGAUAUGGCAAUGAUGUAGAUUUGCAAGAUAAUAUUCCUGGCUUCCGACCUCGUCUGAACGAGCCCAAUCGCGAAGAGGUACUGUUUGAGCCAGAGCGAUUGAAGAAGAUCUUAACCUGGGAUCAACAACGGCAAAUGUUGGAUGAAUUAAAAGCCACUGCUAAUGAUAGUGCAAACGCACCUGGGGAUCUUAUCGAGAUGAACAAGACAGUCGCUGCGUUCCACGUGUUCCAAUGUUAUCUCCUCGAAUUCGGCACUAAAUUCAACGCCGACGAAACUAUACAGUGGUUAUCGAAAGCCUCUUCGCAUGACGAUAGUCAUGAUGAUGCAGAUUACUUGGCGCAGGCUUGGAUAUGGCGGAUCUCACGCGCGCUUGAGGUCAACGUCAACCUCACUCAGGGGAGACUUGAGUCACUGCUGAGGAUCUCCGUAAUGCGGGGUCACUGGAGCUGUCUCCAGGACGUACUCGAGCUGAUCAAUACUAGUACUGGAACGACCCAACAGCAAUGGUCGAAUAAGUUCCAGCAGUUCCGUAACAUCCUGCUUUCACAAAUGGGUGCCGUUGGAAUGGGCUACUUCUUCUCGCCGCACAUGACACCACCAUGGAACAGAGUCAACUUGAGGGAUAUCAGUCAACUCGAUGAGACUAUCGCAACUAUUCUCGGCGACACGUACGACUCUUGCUUAAGAGUACUCAAUUCUCAGCUCCCAGGGUCGUCAACACAAGAGUAUCAGCGCAGAGGAAAAACUGCAUUUGACCGAGUGUAUGUCAACAUACGGGGACAUGGUCCACUGCACUACGCCGCCGCAAGCGGGGAUCUGAAUGCCCUGCGUCAUAUGGUUGCAAAGUACGACUGCGACAUCGAUUUGCCAAACCAGCAUGUGGACGAGACUCCUCUGGUAUGCGCUUGCUCUGGCGGUAAACUUGAUUGUGCACUACUAUUGCUCGACAAAGGGGCUGAUGCAAACGGCUAUCAUCAUGGGCAAGAAGGACCGCUGCAUUGGCUUUGUAGCUUCUUGCCCAACGAGAUGGAGGUCAUUGCAUCAGCUCUGAUCAAAGCAGGAGCUGACAUCGAAUUACGUUCUGGCGGCAUGCGCGCGGACGUUCGUGGUAUCAGAGCUGAUUGGGAGCAUAUUUUUGGAACCAAAACAACGCCACUUGGAAGAGCGGUCCUCAUGAACAGCCUUCCAGCAGUCAAGGUGCUUUUGAAAUUAGGAGCUGAUCCUCUAAAGAAAAAUGCCAACAAACACCCAGGUGAAUGGAAAGGCGAUAAGGCAACAAUGGUCGACAUAUCUUCGCCUUUCGAGUUGGCCGCUGCCUUGACACUUCCGGAGAUUCUAGCGGAGUUCAUUACUCAUAUCGAUGGUCCUACUGGUGCGGCAACGAGUAUAAGCUUGCCGCCAGAUACAUGGGCCUGUCCGCAAUGCACACUGCACAACCCACUCGACUACCUCGCCUGCGAAGCCUGUGGCCUGGAACAACCACCGCAGCCCAUACCUGAGAACCGGCGUUUCGCCCGAACGAAGCUUUUGGAUGUCUCUUCCGUAAUUGAUCUAGCACGCGGUAAAAAAGUGACCGAAUUCGAUCCACUGUCAUUGCGAAGCCGUCUCGUGCGCCAUGGACACAAGUACAAAAGCAACCUUAGAAUCACCUGGAUGAUACUCCAUGCUCGUUCAUUCCCUUUCCAGGGCGCCAUACCCACCGAAGAGCUCCAAAAAGUACGAAGUAGGACGCUGUGUAACGAGGUCGCCCAUGGAAACCUAGACAUUGUCGAGUGCCUUUUGGAACUAGGAUACAGCGCUAGCGGAACUUCAGAUCAUCGACCCUUGCAGAAGGCUAUCGAGCUGAAUCACGAAGAAAUGUUCAAGCUCCUCAUACGGUACCGGGCUGACAUUUCAGUCACGACAAUGACACCUGCGGGUAGUAUGUCUCUGCUUCACAUCUGUGCGUCGCGACCACGUCAGUCAAAACCCGGAAGAUAUAUCGCCGACGCUCUCAUCAGAGCUGGUGUACCAAUCGAGAGCAUGGAUAGACGUGUCAGACCACCCCUUGCUUUGGCGGUCUUGAACCAAAACUUUGACGUGGCUCAGGCGUUGGUCGAUAACAAUGCUGUUGUAGAUGCGAUCUAUCCACUCCAAGUGUAUGGGAUGAAUGGAUCAGAGACUAGAUCAGUCAGUGUUCUUGUGGAGAUCUUGUCUCAACAUACGAAUCGUACCCUUGAAUCGCUUAGAUUCCUGUUCGGCAAGCGUGACGGCGGUCCGGCUCAGCGGCCUGCAUUUUACGUCGACCUCACAAGCAAACUCACUAUCCUACACCUUCUUGCUGGUAGCCCCAACUACACGCAAAUUGGGCAGAUAACGCCCAAGAUUCUUAAUCUUUGCCUUGAGAUGUACUCGGAUGACGAGCUCGUCAACUGCAGACAUCCACUCUUGGGCACUGCACUAUACCACGCUGCCACGAAUGGACACAAGACCAUGGUAGAACGGCUCCUACAAUACGGCGCAGACGAGACACAUGCUGCAGGCCCUAACGUUGAUGGUUCCGUGCAAAGUUUGUUCAGGUCACGAGAUACCUGGACACCGCUUUGGGCUGCGAUAUUACGACUUGACGAAGAACUGAAGAAGGGAGUGUUGUUUCCACCGGAUGGACCGUCCGGCACAUGGCUGAACUCAAACAUCGUACAGAAUCUUGAAAAGAUUGUGGCUUUCCUAUCCUCGAAUGAUAAAGACACUUUAGCGCAACAAGCCGUCGAGCAUCUAAAAACCAAAAUGGAGGUACUCCAGGCUGAGUCUCGUAUAUCUCGAAUCGAGAAGGCAAGGACUAAGAGAGAAGGGAAAAUCGUGGAAGAAGAACAUCCUGUUGAUCUGGGGAUACUUUCUGGGAAAUCGGGUGAGACUGACGAGAAGACUAUACGGGAGAUAUGUACAGGUCUUGAAGAUGAAUGGAAGACUGGAGAAGUUGAGGUAAUUCUUGAAGGCCUACAGCUUUGAACCGAAACAGUGCAGGUUGCUGGAUCAACUGCCAGACUUUACAGAAUAUUGGUAGCGACGACGAUGUGGGCGGCUGUGAUUACUUCACCCACUAUGCCAUUGGUGACUACAC